Molecule: messenger RNA, 1540 nt
Organism: Pangasianodon hypophthalmus (striped catfish)
Lineage: Eukaryota; Metazoa; Chordata; Actinopteri; Siluriformes; Pangasiidae
Gene: commd1
Product: copper metabolism (Murr1) domain containing 1
Exons: 3
Coding region: 17-610 (197 amino acids)
Biological process (GO): negative regulation of protein localization to cell surface; positive regulation of protein ubiquitination; regulation of proteasomal ubiquitin-dependent protein catabolic process
Cellular component (GO): endosome
Source: RefSeq, a predicted model, not a curated record
GUGAUCUCGGGGUCACAUGACUCUCCGGUCAACAGCCAACAUGGCGGACGCCGAGGCUGUGAAAGCGCUGAGCGGUUUACUGAAUGGAAUCGCGCAGAGGGUUUAUUACGGGAACUCGGAGAUCACGGAGGAGCUGCUGAAGGAUGAGCUUUACCCCGGGGUGCCUCAGGAGGAGUUCCGGGCUCUGUACGACAAAAUGAGGGGCCUCUUAAAGUCUGUAGCUGUGGCGGAUAUGGACCAGGCUCAGCUGGAGGCGUUUCUGACCGCUCAGACGCGUAAGCACGGCGGCGGCGGUAUGACCUCGGAGCAGGCGGCGGCUCUGGCGCGUUUCUGGAAGGGGCACCGCGCCCGGGUGCGAGAGAGCCUGCUGGCACAGAGCCGCUGGGAGCCUGCGCUCAGGGGGUUGAGCUGGAGGGUGGACCUGCAGACCGCCACCAGCAGGGGGCAGACGUCCAACAGCCCUGUGGCUCUGGUGGAGCUCGAGCUGGGACGGAACGGCCAGGAGUCAGAGUUUGUGUGCUUGGAGUUUGAUGAACUGAAGAUUAACCAUGUGCUAAAGAAGAUGGCUGAAAUUCAAGAAAGCAUUGACAGUGUGGUGCACCACAGCUAGAGAGAGCGAGAGAGAGAGAGAGAAAAUGUGGGCAUGCGCGUGUGUCUUUGUGCACUUUGGCUUCAGUGAUUACCACAUUGUUGUUUCAUACUGAACUUCCUCAUGAAAAUGCAUUUAUGGCCUUUGUAAAAAUUCCUACUUUAUAUUUAUAUCAUGUCCAACAGGUCUGUGAUUCCUACCAGCAAUCAUGUUUAUUUAAUCUGAUGUCACUGGUAGAAAAAUGGUUUUUUUUUGCAAGUUACUCAUGGAAGAACAUUUGGUAACAUGUAGUAGUCAAGAAAGGUAGUGCUGCAACUUCUCCACCGUGAGGAUACACUGUGCCGCCUCAGAUGUUCCAGCUGUUCCUCAGAGACGCUCUGCAGUGGACACAUCUGUUUCUCAUGGCAGCUUGUUCCAUUAACCGUCUCAGAUAUCUCCUGCACAGCUUCUGUGUGUCUGGGGCCAUUUAAAUGUUUUUGUAUUAUUAUUAUUAUUAUUAUUAUUAGACAUCUAGUUGAAUCAAAUAGGCAUUUAUUAAAAAGCAGGCAGUUGCUGUGAUAUAAAUAUUUAAUGUCAGCAGGGGCCAUGAACAAACAGGCAAAAGGCCACAGCUUCCAAAAACAUAAACUCCAUCAAUUAUUUAACAGGAGUGUUGCUUCAGUGAAUGGACGGUCAGGCUCCAGUAACAAAGGCCUUACAGUGUGCUCACUAUCAUGUCCGAGUACUUUACUGCUCUGUUCAUGCUCUAUUUGUGAAAUUUUGAUGCUAAUGGUGGACGUUACAGAAAUGUACUGAUGAAAUAGAUAUACAAAAUAAACAUGCAUUAAAAGGAACUACUUUUAUCAUUAUCUAACGGUGACCUUUGUAACAGCCGUUGUUUUGUGAUGAACAAUGUGUUUGAAUUGAAAAAAACCCUGUAAAAUAAAGUGUUAAAUAAUGUUUGGAAAAAUG